GACCUGGGCGCUCUCAUGGUGCCCUAUCCGGAUCUGGUGCCAGUGGUGUUUUUCUGCCUCAAACAGACCACCUUCCCCCGCAGCUGGUGCAUCCGUAUGGUGUCUAGCCCGUGGUUCGAGCGAGUGAGCAUGAUGGUGAUCCUGCUGAACUGCGUGACCCUGGGCAUGUACCAGCCCUGUGAGAACAUCGACUGCUCCUCAGACCGCUGCCAGAUACUGCAGGCGUUUGAUGCUUUCAUCUACAUCUUCUUCGCUGUGGAGAUGGUGGUCAAGAUGGUGGCCCUGGGCAUCUUCGGCCGCCGCUGUUACCUUGGUGACACCUGGAACAGGCUGGACUUCUUCAUCGUCAUGGCAGGGGUGGUGGAGUAUUCCUUGGACCUGCAAAAUAUCAAUCUUACAGCAAUCAGAACCGUUCGAGUGCUGCGACCUCUCAAAGCCAUCAACAGAGUACCAAGUAUGCGUAUCCUGGUGAACCUGCUGCUGGACACCCUGCCCAUGCUGGGGAACGUGCUGCUGCUCUGCUUCUUCGUCUUCUUCAUCUUCGGUAUCAUCGGCGUGCAGCUGUGGGCCGGACUGCUGCGCAACCGCUGCUACCCCGUGGAGAACUUCACCCUCACUACGGGCAUCACCCUGCCCAAGCCCUACUACCAGCUGGAUGAGGAUGACGAGCGGCCCUUCAUCUGCUCGCUGGCGCAGGACAACGGCAUCAUGUCCUGCCAGGACGUGCCAGCCCGGAGGGAAGGAGGCCGCGUCUGCUGCCUGGACAAGGACGACGUGCUGCACCGGCAGUCCAUGGGCCUGGGGCCCGAGCCUCUGGUGAACGGCACCAGCAGCACGGAGGGGCUGUGCGUGAACUGGAACCAGUACUACACGCGCUGCAGCACGGGCCACAGCAACCCGCACAAGGGGGCCAUCAACUUUGACAACAUUGGAUACGCCUGGAUCGUCAUCUUUCAGGUCAUCACCUUGGAGGGCUGGGUGGAGAUCAUGUAUUACGUGAUGGAUGCUCACUCCUUCUACAACUUCAUCUACUUCAUACUGCUCAUCAUCAUCGGCUCCUUCUUCAUGAUCAACCUGUGCCUGGUGGUCAUCGCCACCCAGUUCUCGGAGACCAAGCAGCGGGAGCACCAGCUGAUGCAGGAGCAGCGCGCCGCGUGCCUGUCCUCCAGCACCAUGGCCUCCAUGGCCGAGCCGGGCGACUGCUACGAGGAGCUCUUCCAGCUGCUGUGCCACGUGCUGCGGAAGGCCCGCCGACGCACCUGCGCCGCCCUCCAGCGCCUCCUGGACUGCCCAUCAUCCAGGUGUCCACACUGCUCUAAGCCCGAGGCCAUCGUCCUCUCUUCAGACAACCCCACCGACAUCACCACCACCACCACCACCACCCCAUCCAGCAACACCGACCCCUGCCCCUACUGCUCCGCCACCGUGGCCCUCCUCGACGGGGCGGUUCCCGGCGGAGACAACCCAACCAAUGGGGACAAGGGGGCGGGUGCUGGCGGGGAGACGGACGGCAAGGCCGACCAAUCGGAAGGCGGAGAUGGGAAAGUCGCCGCCGCCGCGGGGGGCCGAUCGUGCAAUGGCUGGUGCAGAGCGGUGUGGAUGAAGGUGCGCCUCAAGCUCUGGGGCAUCGUGGAGAGCAAGUACUUCAACCGGGGCAUCAUGAUCGCCAUCCUCAUCAACACCAUCAGCAUGGGCAUCGAGCACCACGAACAGCCAGAAGAGCUGACCAACAUCCUGGAGAUCUGCAACAUCGUCUUCACCAGCAUGUUCGCCCUGGAGAUGAUCCUCAAGCUGACCGCCUUUGGAUGCUUCAACUACCUGCGCAACCCCUACAACAUCUUCGACGGAAUCAUCGUUGUCAUCAGUGUGUGCGAGAUCAUCGGUCAGUCGGACGGCGGGCUGUCGGUUCUGCGGACGUUCCGCUUGCUGCGGGUUCUGAAGCUGGUUCGCUUCAUGCCGGCGCUGAGGAGGCAGCUGGUGGUGCUGAUGAAGACCAUGGACAACGUGGCCACCUUCUGCAUGCUACUCAUGCUCUUCAUAUUCAUCUUCAGUAUUCUGGGGAUGCACAUAUUUGGCUGCAAGUUCAGUCUGAAGACGGAGACCGGCGAUACGGUUCCUGACAGGAAGAACUUUGACUCUCUGCUUUGGGCCAUCGUCACAGUCUUCCAGAUCCUGACCCAGGAAGACUGGAACGUGGUGCUGUAUAAUGGCAUGGCGUCCACCUCUCCGCUAGCUGCCCUGUACUUCGUCGCCCUCAUGACCUUUGGGAACUACAUCCUCUUCAACCUCCUCAUCGCCAUCCUGGUGGAGGGCUUUCAAGCAGAGGGGGAUGCCAACCGCUCCUACUCGGAUGAUGACAGGUCCUCCUCCAACUUUGACGAGAGCGAGAAGCAGCACAAAGACUCCCUCCAACUGUCUGAUCCUAAACUCUGCACCCUGACCCCCAAUGGACACCUGGAGAUGGGUCUGCUGUCGUCGGGGACCACAAGGGGUGUGUUCACAGCUGACAGGAUGAGCUUCGCCCUGAGCUCCCGCAAGAGCAGCGUCAUCAGCCUGGGCAAGAGCAGCCUGGAGAGACGCUCACACUCACUGCGACACAGUCGGCGCAGUUCCGUCUACCACCACUGGGGGCGCCCUCCGCCUCAUCACCAGUCCAUCCUGACGCGCCGCAGCAGCUGGAACAGCCUGGGCCGCCAGGCGCGGGGUGGCAGCCUGCGGGUACGGGGGCCCUCCUCCCGGACAUCUUACCACGGCUCUGCCGAGCAGGAGGCCCUGUUGUCCCCCUCCCUGCACACACCACCGCCCCACCCCCCACCCUCCCACCACCAGCCCUCGCACCACACUCAUCAUACAUCUGGACAACCACCACCACCACCCCCGCUGCUGUCUCGUCGAUACCCCCACCGACGCGAUCGCCGUGCCCUUUCGCUGGAGCUGCCGGAGCUGCUGCAGGUACCAGGGCAGCCCUAUCCCCUGGUGCCUGCCGAGAAAAAGAGCUCUUUGGGGGAGAGGGGCGUAGGAGAGCACCAGGACUGUAACGGGAAGGCCCCGAUGGCCUUGGCUGUCCCCGGGCCUCAGGUGCCUCUGCUGGGGGAGGUCUUCCCACAGGUCAACAGCCGCAAGGACAAGGGAGAGCUGGAGGAAGAGGCCGACUAUACAUGGUGCUUCCGGAUCCAGAAGAUGAUCGAGGUGUACCGGCCGGACUGGUGCGAGAAACGAGAGGAUUGGUCUGUCUACCUCUUCUCCCCGCAGAACAAGUUUCGCUUGCUGUGCCAGUCCAUCAUUGCCCAUAAGCUGUUUGACUACGUGGUGCUGGCCUUCAUCUUCCUCAACUGCAUCACCGUGGCCCUAGAGAGGCCCAAGAUUCAUCAGGGCAGUCUGGAAAGGGUCUUCCUCACUGUCUCCAAUUACAUCUUCACUGCCAUCUUCGUGGCUGAGAUGACAGUCAAGGUGGUGUCCAUGGGGCUCUACCUCGGCGAGCGGGCCUACCUUCGCAGCAGCUGGAACAUCCUGGACGGUUUCCUGGUCUUCGUGUCGCUCGUGGACAUUGUUGUCUCCAUGGCGGGCGGCGCCAAGAUCCUAGGCGUCCUGCGCGUGCUCCGGCUGCUCAGGACAUUGCGCCCCCUGAGGGUCAUCAGUCGAGCUCCCGGACUGAAGUUAGUGGUGGAGACCCUCAUUACUUCUCUGAAGCCGAUCGGCAACAUCGUGCUCAUCUGCUGUGCCUUCUUUAUCAUCUUUGGCAUCCUCGGGGUCCAGCUUUUUAAAGGGAAAUUUUACUACUGUGUCGGUUUGGACGUGAAGAACAUCACCAACAAAUCCGACUGCCUGUCCGCCAAUUAUAGAUGGGUUCACCAUAAAUACAAUUUUGACAAUCUUGGACAGGCGUUGAUGUCCCUGUUUGUGCUGGCUUCAAAGGAUGGCUGGGUGAACAUAAUGUAUCAUGGCCUGGAUGCAGUGGGCAUUGAUCAACAGCCGAUCAUGAACUACAACCCCUGGAUGCUGCUCUACUUCAUCUCCUUCCUGCUGAUCGUCAGCUUCUUCGUGCUCAACAUGUUCGUGGGCGUGGUGGUGGAGAACUUCCACAAGUGCCGCCAGCACCAGGAGGUGGAGGAGGCCAAGAGGAGGGAGGAGAAGAGGCUCAGGCGCAUGGAGAGGAAGAGGAGGAAGGCCCAGAAGAUGCCCUACUACGCUAGCUACGGCCACAUACGUUUGAUGAUCCACACUUUCUGCACCAGCCACCACCUCGACCUCUUCAUCACGCUCAUCAUCUGCGUCAAUGUGGUCACCAUGUCACUGGAGCACUACAGUCAGCCACAGUCUCUGGAGACAGCCCUGAAGUAUUGUAAUUACUUCUUCACCACCACCUUCGUGCUGGAGGCGGUGCUCAAGCUGGUGGCCUUUGGCUUCCGACGCUUCUUCAAAGACAGGUGGAACCAGCUUGACUUGGCCAUAGUUCUGCUGUCGGUGAUGGGCAUCACGCUGGAGGAGAUCGAGAUCAACGCCUCGCUGCCCAUCAACCCCACCAUCAUACGCAUCAUGAGGGUGCUGCGCAUAGCACGAGUGCUCAAACUGCUGAAGAUGGCCACGGGAAUGCGUGCUCUGCUUGAUACUGUGGUGCAGGCCCUGCCACAGGUGGGUAACCUGGGCCUCCUCUUCAUGCUCCUCUUCUUCAUCUACGCAGCGCUGGGGGUGGAACUGUUCGGGGAGCUGGUGUGCAACGAGGACUACCUGUGCGAGGGCAUGAGUCGGCACGCCACCUUCGAGAACUUCGGCAUGGCCUUCCUCACGCUCUUCCAGGUCUCCACCGGCGACAACUGGAACGGCAUCAUGAAGGACACCCUCCGCGAGUGCCCUCCGGGCGACGUGGAAUACAACUGCAACCCCAGCCUGCAGUUUAUCUCGCCCAUGUACUUCGUGAGCUUCGUGUUGACGGCCCAGUUCGUGCUCAUCAACGUGGUGGUGGCUGUGUUGAUGAAGCACCUGGACGACUCCAACAAGGAAGCAGCGGAGGACGCCGAGAUGGACGCAGAGAUCGAGAUGGAGCUGGCCCAGAGCGGUCUCUGCUGCAUGGGUGGCAUCGCUGCAGGCGCCGCGGUGGCAGCCGCAGGGGUCACGGCCGGAGGGGCCUACGGCGGGGCACUUGGACCCUGUGGGGGUGGUGGUGGUGUAGGAUGCGGCCUGGGAGGAGGAGGAGCCGGAGGAGGUGGCGUGACGGCGGCGGUGGCUAGCCCACUGUGUGCACAUCGGCACCACGGGGGAGUGACAACGUCUAGCCCACAUCUUAUGUGCCAUGAUGGGGGACGCAACAGCCGACGAAGACUCUACUCACCAGCACAGGAGAACCAAUGGCUGGACAGCGUGUCGCUGCUCAUCAAGGACUCCCUGGAGGGGGAGAUGCUGAUGAUUGACAACCUGUCCGGCUCCGUCUUCCACCACUACUCCUCGCCGCCCAUCUGCCGAGACUGCCGGCACCACCACCCGCAAGAGAUCCAGUUAGCGGAGCUGGAGCAGGCGUCCCUGAUGUCGGAGCAGCUGUCGGACAAGUCCUCGUCUCUGGCGCUGCCUGAUGACCUCAGCCUGGACGACCACAGUGUCUACCAGCUGCUCGUCAGGGACAGCAAGGAAAGGGGGAGCAGUGACUCCCACAGUUCAGAGGAGCUCCGCGUCAACCAGGCUGCCCGCUGUGGAGGAUCCCAGCCCCACAAUGGCAGAGAAGCUGGAGGUGGUGGUGGCAGCAUCAGUGUGGGUGUUGGUUCCUGUGGUGGUGGUAGUCACCAUGGCGGUGGUGGUCACCGUGGCAGCACUGGUCACCGUGGGAACCGCAGCAGUAACAGCAGGGGAGCCUCGCCGCUCUUCCACCUGCCCGCGGACUUCUUCCACCCGGCCUCGUCCGUGUCCCAGGGGAGCCCCACCAUGACGGGGGGCGUUCCAGCAGAUCAUCACCUCAGCCCUCACCUUCAGCAUGGCAGCAGCGGCGGUGGUGGUGGAAGUACCAGGGGAGGGUCCCGGCUCACGUCCCCGGCCUCCUGGGCCUCACUCAGGUCCCCCGGGGCCAACAGCAGGGUCAUGGGCUCUCAGCACCCGUCUCAGAGUGACUGUUCCCUGGCCAUGGGCAGCUCGGAGAGCAGCCUGCAGACCACCGUGGAGGAAGAAGGGCUCCGCUUCAGCAUCUCCCCUCCGCCGUUACGCCGCCACCCUCUCAACCCCCUGGACACCCAGGAGGACCAGGGCUUACCCCCUCUCCCCCUGCCCCUGCUCUGCCCCUUACCCAUCCCCGGCCCGCCUCCCACAACCCCUUCCCCCCGCCGGCAGCGGAGAGGAGGAUCCCCAGGGGUCGGGGGUGGAGGUGGAGGUGGAGGUGGGAGUGGUGGCUCAGGGGGCGGCAGCAGCAGCAGCAGCAGACGGCGUCAGUCGGGCGCCAUCUCCCUCCAGUCCACCAGGGGGCACCAGAGGAGCCAGAGCAGCUGCGGAGGGAGCAGCAGCAGCCCCGGGUGCCCGCGGCAGGACUCCAUGGACCCCUCGGAUGAUGACACUGUCCUGGGUCUCGGGAUGGGGAUGGGCUCGGGCUCGGGGCUGGAGAUGGGGAUGGGUGGUGCCGGGGGCUACGGUGCGAGCCAGCCGGGCAACAGCGAACAUUUAUCGGAGGCGCUCAGCAGCCUGUCGCUGUCUUCGCUGCUUUGCUCCGGCUCGCUUGCCCCACCUCUGGCUAAGAAGUGUAACAGCACUGGGAGCCUGGAGCAGGGUGGGAGCAAGGACGGAGGACGGCAGGUGUUUGGCACGGUCGGCCUGGGAUACAUGUCUAGUCCCUGGACGUUGGAGGAGGAUGAAGGGAGGGGUACAGGUGGUGGUGGUGGGUUGGGUUGUCUUGAAGUGAAGACCAGUAGUCAGACCAUGGAUGCCAGUUCGCGGAAGAACAGAUGA
Molecule: messenger RNA, 6921 nt
Organism: Engraulis encrasicolus (European anchovy)
Lineage: Eukaryota; Metazoa; Chordata; Actinopteri; Clupeiformes; Engraulidae
Product: voltage-dependent T-type calcium channel subunit alpha-1I-like
Exons: 42
Coding region: 16-6921 (2301 amino acids)
Biological process (GO): positive regulation of calcium ion-dependent exocytosis; calcium ion transmembrane transport; calcium ion import
Cellular component (GO): neuron projection; voltage-gated sodium channel complex; plasma membrane
Molecular function (GO): voltage-gated sodium channel activity; low voltage-gated calcium channel activity
Source: RefSeq, a predicted model, not a curated record